AGCCAUCGACCUCCUCCUUCCAUGAAAAUACCGUCCCCCAAAAAUUCUACAAUUUGGAAUCGGUCCGCUUCGCAUUUGUCCGUUUAUAUACACAUCCAAUUCAGAGGCUGAUUUCUUCAUUAUCAACAAUCUCUCACCCUCACAUCUCUUUCCAAUUUCAAUGGCGGAAUCAAAGAAUCAAUCAGAGUUUCAGGAUUUCUUACCUUUAAUGGCGGAAAAGCUCGGCGGCGAUGGUCUGAUUGGAGAAUUAUGUAACGGAUUCCGGCUGUUGAUGGACGCUGAGAAAGGUGUGAUUACGUUUGAUAGCUUGAAGAACAAUUCAUCGGUUUUGGGGCUGCAGGAUCUGAGCGAUGAGGAUCUGUUGAGUAUGUUGAGAGAAGGUGAUUUUGAUGGAGAUGGUGCUCUGAAUCAGAUGGAAUUUUGUGUUCUCAUGUUCAGAUUAAGUCCAGAUCUGAUGGAUCAGUCUGAGGUUUUGUUGGAAGAAGCUCUUGAACUGGAGUUGAACAACUCGCAUUCAUAGUUUAGGUUUUGAUUCUGAUUUUUCAUCUUUUACUGCUUCUAAUUUACUAAAUAAUGCUUAAGAUUUGUUGAUCUUCGAACGUUUGACUGAAAUUAUAUAUAAAUAUAGAGCACUGAUUAUUUAUGAACCGUCGUGUUACUAC
Cynara cardunculus var. scolymus (artichoke) is the source of this 662-nucleotide messenger RNA. RefSeq names its product calcium-binding protein KRP1-like. Gene Ontology annotation, molecular function: calcium ion binding. The coding region runs from base 161 to 520 and encodes 119 amino acids. Lineage: Eukaryota; Viridiplantae; Streptophyta; Magnoliopsida; Asterales; Asteraceae. The transcript has a single exon. The record is from RefSeq and is a predicted model, not a curated record.